This is a messenger RNA of Chaetomium fimeti, 2063 nucleotides long. RefSeq lists its product as uncharacterized. Gene Ontology annotation, molecular function: TFIIIC-class transcription factor complex binding. The record is from RefSeq and is a predicted model, not a curated record. The coding region runs from base 249 to 2063 and encodes 604 amino acids. The transcript has 2 exons. Gene Ontology annotation, biological process: RNA polymerase III preinitiation complex assembly. Gene Ontology annotation, cellular component: transcription factor TFIIIB complex. Lineage: Eukaryota; Fungi; Ascomycota; Sordariomycetes; Sordariales; Chaetomiaceae.
CUUUCGAUCUGAAAUGCCUUUGCACUUCUUGUUUGCAGCCGUGACCGUGACUCGUUCAAUUCAACUCCCAGAACUUGCCAACCCACCUCGACGGGUUUUCACAAUCGACCACGCCCCGCGCCGACUACUUUCGGGCCGGAAUCGAGAAUUCUAGAGCCGACCUGGCACUAUUUCGGGCAAUGCGCAAUUGCAAUUGCGCACGUUUCCGGUGAGAGCGAAAGACGACUGCGGGGCAGUGAAUCGACAAGAUGUUGAAUAAGAAAUCUGCCUUCAAGCCAAAGGCCGCCAUCCGCCGCCCGGUUGGUAAAGGAGGGUCACAGAAUGCUUCUCGUCCCUCGACUAUAGAGCGGUCGUCCAACAGUACGCCUGUGCCUCAGGAUUCUUCGUUGACAACCCAACCUGCCCCGCACCCAGGCCCCAGCACACCCGUCGAAGUCGACAGCCUCGUCCAGGCCGAUGGCGCCCUUAGGAAUAUUGAAACAUCUUUGCAGGGGCAGGGAAAGCGCGUAGAAUCGGUUGCUGCGGAGUCGGCCCCUCAAGCCGGCACAACGGAGUCUGUUCAAGAAGGCAGGAACGGGAGUACUGCCACGACGGUUUCCAGAGAGGAGCUCACGAGUGAGCUGGCCGCUAGCCAACUCGAAAAUACCACAACACAAGAACUCUCCCCAUCAGGCUCCCAAAUAGUAGAUGGUGAUAAUGGUACCAAACCUGGCGCAGAUGGGCUGUCGCCGGCCGUUACGGUUGCCCCUACUGACCAACCAUCGCAGGUCACAACGACCCCCGCUGAAAGCCCUACCAGCGAACAGGCGCAGCCGAGUACCGAAACAGCCCCCGAGCCCGCAACGGGCGCUUCCCAAAACGCAAAACCAAAGCGCGGCCGGAAACGCACCGCUACCGCUGCCGCUGUUGAGGGCUCCGGCGAACCAGGCCCCUCUGCUUCGAGGAAGCGACCACGGAAGAGGGCUGCUCCGCUUCCGGGCGAGGAAGGAUACCAACCGGCGACCCCUAGGGAGACACGGAGCCGAAAGCGCAGCGCACCCAUGGUAGAGGACGAGGAGGUCGAAGAAGACGGCGAGGACGACGCAGGGCAGCACAAAAAGAAAACCCCGAGGCCACAACGCGAAGCCACGCCGCCCGAUGCCGAGGCCGUCGAGAUCGACAUCACCCAAGUCAAGAUGGCCGACUUGGCGAAGGAUAUGCACAUCGGCAAGAAGUUUAGCCUGCACGACGAGCUUAUGGAGCGCGAGCGUGCUAAGCGUCUCCGAUACAACGAGCGAAGGAAACGACAACAAACCGGCGAAGAAGAUGACGAAACUGCGGAAACCGGCGAAGCCCCCGGUGCGACACCCUCCUCCGACCUUAACAGCACCCCCCAACCCACUCCCGCCGCCACCGACGACGCGCCCGCCGAAACCCCCAUCGACAACAACGCACGCGCCCCGAUCGGCGAAACCUACCAAGUCAUCGACGGCGAGAUCGUGCUCGACCACCGCUCGCUGCAAGUCGACCGGCACGCGCGGGCGCGCGAAGAGGCCGGCGACCUUGACGAGAUCGAAGAGAACGACUUCACGCACCACACGACCUCGGCCACCUACCUGCGGCGCAACCUCAAGCCGCAGCAGUGGACGGACGAGGAGACGGACCUCUUCUACCAGGCGCUGCAGGCGUUCGGCACCGACUUCGACACCAUCUGCCGCAUGUUCCGGGGCAAGACGCGCAAGCACAUCAAGCUCAAGUUCAACCGCGAGGAGCGCGUCCACCCGCAGCGCAUCACCGCCGCCCUCGUGGGGCAGAAGACGGUCUCGUUCGACAUGGAGCAGUACCAGCGCGCCACGGGCCAGGAGUACGAGACGGCCGAGGCCAUCUACGCGGAGCAGAAGAAGGCCGAGGAGGAGUUCGAGGCCCGCCAGAAGGCCCUCGAGGACGAAAAGGCCGAGGAGGUCCGCCGCAAGAAGGAGGAGGUGCUCGCCCAGCUCAACAGCGCCGUCGACGGGGAGGGCCCCAAGAAGGGCGGGCGGAAGGGCGGGAGGAAGAAGAAGGCGCCUGCUCCGAUGGGGCUUUGA